AUGCAGGAUGUUCAUGCCAACGUGGGCGGCAGCCGCAAGCGGUACGCCGGCAUAGAGACACACACACACAUAUACACACACGCCCACAUUCACGGCCAAGCACCUGAUGGAUUGUGUGUGUGUGUGUGUGUGUGGGAUUUGUUGCAGGGGUGCGCCCGAGGACGACACCGAGUCAGACACAGAGCACCUCGGCGCGCGCAAGAAGCGCAAGCAGGACCACAACCAGCACCAGCAGCCCCCACCCAGCGGUGCGGCAGCGGCGGCGGCAGCUGGAGGAGCUGGCGCUGCAGCAGCAGGUGGACGGCGGCGAAGGGCGAGGAGGGAAUACGAGAGGAAGUGGGAGCGCGUUGGCGGCCGCCUGCAGCGCAUCGGACCUCAGUAGCCUACCUAGUCUGUCUGUCUGUCUGUGUGCCUACCUACCUGCCUUGGCUUCGACGGGAGGGGGUGGGGUGCCUGGCAUAGCAUGGCAUGGCAUGCUGUCUGUCUGUCUGUUGUGUGCAUAUAUAGCACGGGAGUGAUGUGAUGUAUGGCCGGUGCUGCCUGUGUGUUGUGGGUGAGCAAGCAAGCAAGGAAGGAAAGACUUCGAUCGAUGGCUUGAUCAGAUCACGCGACGACUCACUCCCUCACUCACCUGUCCCAAACCUAGUCUGUUUUGUUGAUGAGCACACGCGGCCUGCGCUCCUUGACGGCCGACUGCCAGCUCGUGCAAGAAUGUGCCUUCGAUCGUUCUUGGUGGCUGUGGUCAUGGAGGGACAGACAGAGGCCGAUGUCCCGACCGAAAGAGAGGAAAGACACAAAAGACAUCUGCCUGCCUAGCUGCAGCUGCAUGGACGGAUGGAUGGAUGGACGGCUGGCUGGCUGUGAACAGUGUGUUCGUUGACGAUGGUUGGGCAUGGUUGGAGUCAGAUGAGUGAGUGAGUGAGCACGGAAUGGAUGGAAUGGCCAGAUGGCCGGGGGGCGGUGAUAUUUUUUGUUUGGCACCCGCACACCACACCACCUCUGCCAGCACUAGUUGCCCCAUUGCCGCUCUGACCUUUGGCCGCUCUCUGAGUGAGCUUGGGGACCGGGGCAGUGAUGGGACAACCAGUGCUGGGAGGGGGAGGGGUGGUGCGUGCGGCCUGGGAUGUGUGUCAGUGGACGGACGGACUGACCGACAAGACAGACAGACAGACAACGGCUCGACUGACCGCUCCCCGUGCGGGUGAGCGGUGAGUGGAUGGUGUGCACAUGUGAGGCUGUUCAUCGCUGCCCAUGCUCAAUAUUUGUGCUCUCUCUCAGUCUAUAUGUAAUGUGCUUUCCUUUGAUGGCAGGCCAUUUAGCCAAUUGAUAGGGCCAUCUAAUGUCGUGUGUUUUGUUUGUGAGUAGACCCACUGCUGCCUGGCUGUCCUCGGAGUGUGUGGCCACGUUCUCUCUCCCCGUGGAUCCGUGCUCCGCAAUUCGUUUGCCCUCUCUCUCUCACACGCACGCACCUGCCUGGCUGGCUGUCUGCCUUUCUUCCACUCCGUGUGUGUGCGCCCCAGAGCGGCUGUGUGCGCGUGUAGUGCUGUUUCGUGCGUGCCUCUGUGUGUGAAUGGCGGCUCUGCGUGUGUGCCGAUCGUGUGUUGUACAGACGUGCGAAUUAACGGACGGCUGGCUGCGUUUGAGCGUGUAUGUGAGGACGGGCGAGGCUGCGUUCGUUGAUGUGUAGGCGGGAUGUGUCAGCGGGUGGUGCAUGGCUGGGUGCCGGCUGACACGGACGUGUAAAAUGGUUUGGUG
Messenger RNA from Vitrella brassicaformis, 1755 nucleotides. The record is from the annotation of a GenBank genome assembly. NCBI's taxonomy places the organism in Eukaryota, Vitrellaceae.